This is a messenger RNA of Camelina sativa (false flax), 1170 nucleotides long. RefSeq names its product F-box protein At2g21930-like. Lineage: Eukaryota; Viridiplantae; Streptophyta; Magnoliopsida; Brassicales; Brassicaceae. Gene Ontology annotation, molecular function: protein binding. The record is from RefSeq and is a predicted model, not a curated record.
AUGGAGGGACAAGAACAAGAAGCGAACAAGAAGAUCUCCGAUGAUCUGAGAAGCACAGACCCAAUUCCAGAUGAUGCCAUCGAGGAGAUACUCAAAGCAUCGACUGUUGAAACCCUAGCGAGGUUUCGCUGCGUAUCGACGCAGUAUGCAUCCAUGAUUCGCAGCCGAGAGUUCAUGAAAUCGUACUUGGUCAAGUCGUCUACUCGUCCUCUCAGAAACCUCAUCUUCACAUUCAUGGAGAUGGAACGUUUGGGGAAUCAAUUCGUCUUCUCAGCCAGUCAACCUCAAAAUCAAGGUGAAUCAUCUUCUUCAGCAACUUACCAUAUGAGUUGCCAAUAUCGACUGCACACAACUUCUUCUCCUUCAGUUCAUGGUUUGAUUUGCCAUGGACCUCCUUCUAAGAUGGAGAUAUAUAACCCUAGCAAUAAAAAAUCCAUUACUUUGCCUAAGAUCGAUUAUGAGAGUUUCCCAUAUUACAUUUACUUGGGUUAUGAUCCCAUCGAUGGUGAUUACAAAGUGUUGUGUAUGGUGAAAGCAGGAGACUUUCGUGUUUUGACUGUGGGAAAGGAUAAAUCUUGGAGGAAGAUUGAAGAUUUUCCUCCCCACACUCAUAGUUCUCCAUAUUCUCCUGAUCUAUGUCUCAAUGGUGUUUUGUAUUAUGGAGUUCAUCAUCUCAGCACCCAUGAGAAUCAUCCCCACCCUGAUGAUAUGAUUCCUGCGAUUAUGAGUUUUGAUGUUAGGUCCGAAAAAUUUGAUCUCAUAAAGCUACCAGAGUUACCAGACAAUGUCUUGCUUCCAAUUCUGACAACCUACGAGGGAAGGUUUGCAUUCUUUUGCAAUGGAAUAUAUGGUGAUUCUAGCAUCAGACUGUGGGUUCUAGAGGAUGCUGUGAAACAUGAAUGGUCGAAGCACUUAUACGCUCCACCUCCAUUAGAUGGCCAUAAUUAUGAUGAUUUUAUUGCCUGUUGUUUUACUGAUGGAGGUGAAUUUGUUUUGGCACCCAUACUGUUUUGUAGUGAAGAACCAUUUUAUGUUGUCUAUUUUGAUAUCAAGAACAAUGCUGUGAGAAGAGUCGUCAUAGAAGGAAUAUUCACAAAACUGGAUGAGGAGACAUUGUAUAUCACACAAUCUGUCUUCCCUGGUCAGAUUGAUAAUCCCAUGUUUCUCUAA